CCAAAACCACCUUGGUACCUCCGCCGACCGAUAUGGAGUCUCACCUAAAGUGGAUGCCCAACGGUGAUCACGCUACUAGAAACCUCAGGACCCGCCAUCACCUGGGCUGUUGCAUGGUUAGUGGCCGUAUAAACGUUGCAAGAUAAAGGUACAUACUAUUUCCAGGCGACAGUAUAGUUUGUAAACCACAUGGUUUAUCUACCGGAAGAAAGUUGAUUGCUUAUAAUACACAUCGCCUGCCCAUAACUUGGUUCUUUCGGGGUCUUAGACGAAAUCCAACGAUGCACUUCCAUUCACUUCUUUUACUAUCCAUCGCCGUCGUUGUGAUUGAGGCUGCACCUUUCUAUGGAACUGUUGUUUCACGCGCGGAGGAGCUACAGUCGGAGUACGACUAUGUGAUUGUAGGCGGAGGAUUGUCUGGAUUAGUUGUGGCGAAUCGGUUGACGGAGGAUCCGAAGAAAUCCGUGCUUGUAAUUGAAGCCGGGCCAAUUUUGAACCCCGACCCCGAUGCCGUUUUGAUCCCCGGCCUAGCCAUUUCCCUCGGACAAUCCUAUCAAUGGCUGACGCAGACGGAGCCAAUCGCCGACUUGAAAAACCGCACGUUCAGUAUUUCGUCCGCUAAGGUUGUCGGCGGCGGCUCGGCGAUCAACGGAAUGUUCCUGCAGCGCGGUUCCCGCGGCGACUACAAUCUCUGGGAGAAGCUCGGAAAUAGAGGAUGGGGAUGGGACGGGCUGGAACCGUAUUUCAAGAAGAGCGAGACUUUCCAUCCGCCGACGGGGCAUGACGAUCUGGAUAUCGCGUACGAUCUAGCGACGCAUGGCACGGAGGGGCCAUUGCAGGUGUCGUAUCCGCAGUUCUUGUUCCCGCAACUUAAGUUGAUAAUGGAGGCGUUCAGGAAAUUCGGGGUCACGAUUCCGAAGGACUCUGCCAACGGAAAUGGUAUCGGGGCGCUCUGGGUGCCAUCAUCGGUGAACCCGGCAGAUGAGACCCGAUCGUACGCAAAGAGGACGUAUCACGAGAUUUCGUCCAAGAGAAGCAACUACCACCUCCUCACCGAGAGGCAGGUAACAAAGAUCCUACUGAAGAAUAAGAAAGCUACUGGCGUCACCAUUUCUGCCGCAAAUUCAACCUCUGCCAUCAAUGUCACGGCAAAAUUGGAGGUUAUUUUGGCAGCAGGAGCGCUUCACACACCAAAAUUAAUGCAGCUAUCAGGAAUCGGGCCGAAGGCGCUCCUGGAAUCCUAUGGAAUUCCAUUAGUACAGGACCUCCCUGGCGUUGGCUCCAACCUUCAGGACCACCCGACGAUGUACAGCGCAUUGGUAUUCAACUCCACAAUUCCAUCUGGAUACCCGGAUACAAACCAGUUGUACACCAACGCCACCUACGCGGCGGAGAUGCUCGCGCAAUACCAUGCAAACCGCACUGGGCCGUACACGAUGGGCCUAGGCAACAAUGCCGCAUUCCUACCCCUUCCCUUGAUCGCCCCGGACAGGUAUAAAUCACUCCUCAGCAUUGCCCUCGCCGCAAACGCAUCCACCUCCGACCUCGCCGCCGUGCAAGCGGGUUACAACAAGCAGCGAGCACUCCUGCUCGCGGCAUUCGCCACUAACGAUGUAGCUGUAGACGAGUUCUUAGUCGGCACCUCCGCCGGCGCCGGAAUAUCACUACAGCACCCUCUAUCCCGUGGCUCAGUCCAAAUUAGGUCAACAUCACCCUGGGACAAUCCCAUGAUCAACUCACGCUCAGUUUCCGACCCGCUCGAUCGCGCGAUCCUCGUCGAGAGUAUGCGCUACGCGCGACGAUUCCACGCCAGCCCCGGCAUGGCCCCAUUCUCUCCGGUCGAGGUCUCCCCCGGCACCGACGUGGUGAGCGAUGAAGCGCUCACUGAGGUUGCCAGGGAGGCGCUCGUACCCACGUUUGCGCAUCCGAGUUGUACGUGUCCGAUGAUGCCGCGAGAGAUCGGUGGUGUGGUGGACGUGAAACUUAGGGUGUAUGGGAUAAGCGGACUCAGGAUUGUUGAUGCCAGUGUUUUCCCACUUAUUCCAGCGUGUCAUCUGCAGGCGACAGUGUACGCGGUUGCGGAGAAGGCAGCGGAUAUCAUCAAGGGUAAAUAGAUGGGAGGGCAUGUGAUUGGAUAUGAGAGAAUAAGAGUGGUUUCCCAAUUCUUCCAGAGCGCAUACCGG
This is a messenger RNA of Tricharina praecox, 2183 nucleotides long. RefSeq names its product alcohol oxidase. Gene Ontology annotation, biological process: secondary metabolite biosynthetic process. Bases 282 to 2114 code for a protein of 610 amino acids. The transcript is spliced from 5 exons. The record is from RefSeq and is a predicted model, not a curated record. NCBI's taxonomy places the organism in Eukaryota, Fungi, Ascomycota, Pezizomycetes, Pezizales, Pyronemataceae. Gene Ontology annotation, molecular function: flavin adenine dinucleotide binding; oxidoreductase activity, acting on CH-OH group of donors.